Eurytemora carolleeae is the source of this 2417-nucleotide messenger RNA. RefSeq names its product kelch-like protein 12. The record is from RefSeq and is a predicted model, not a curated record. The coding region runs from base 1 to 1740 and encodes 579 amino acids. The transcript has 19 exons. Gene Ontology annotation, molecular function: protein binding. Lineage: Eukaryota; Metazoa; Arthropoda; Copepoda; Calanoida; Temoridae.
AUGGAUUGUAUACGAAUUAUCAAAUGGCUCUUCAUUCCGAUUCAAUAUCCUUUAGGCUUUGUCUUAGCAAGAAACCCUAAUGCAUCCAUCAUGUUCUUACUGGGGAUUGAAAGCGGCACAAUGAAGCUUAUGUUAGAUUUUAUCUACGGAAAGGCGAUUAUGGUUGAUGAACUAAACGCUCAGGACCUUCUUAUAGGUGCUAACCAGCUCCUGCUGACCGCUAUAAGGGAUGCAGCCGGCGAGGUGCUCGGGAAAAUGAUCGAGAUACACAACGCAAUCAUCAUUAAAAACCUGGGUCAAAUGUUCGACUGCAAAGUGCUUGAGAACAGAGCUGAGAUAUUUAUCCUCGAGAGAUUUGAAUAUGUUUGCCAAACAGAGGACUUCUUGAAGCUCGAAGCCCAGGAGAUUUUGAGACACCUAGAGAACGACAAGAUUAUGGUGAAAUCGGAGGAAACAAUCUUUAACUGUAUUCUUAGAUGGAUAGAAAAGGAACCAGCUAUUAGGAAGAAACAUUUUGAUUUCCUCAUUUCAGCUGUCAGAUUCCCCCUGCUGUCUGAGCACACCCUUGAGCGCCUGAAGACGUCUGGUGACCCUGAUUAUGUACAGAAGAGCUCAAGAUGUCAAGAGUUGAUCAAGGAGGCGCUUGCCUUCAGAAGAGAUCACAAGAACAAUGUAAAGAGACCACUUUACAGGGGAUUCAAUCAGAUGUUGUUGCUGCAGAGUAGUAAAUCCUACCUCAAAACUCCGCCGGUCAUAUUUGACUUUGCGAAAUCAAGCUGGGUGGCCUUAGAAGCCCCAACACCCCCCUGUAAGCACAGGGAUGACAGUACGUUUGAAUACCUGGACAAUACAGUUUAUUCUAUAGGAGGAGAAACAUCUCAAGAGGCCCCCAACGAACCUUUCAUGGAGAACCCGCGGACAAUUAUAGUAAGCCGGGAUGUGUAUUUCUACUGUUUAGAGGAAUUCUAUUGGAGCAAGCAUUCAAAACUAAAUAUUCCAAGAAAAAGGCAUGCCUCGAUUAUGGUUGGAAGUACGUGUUAUGUACUGGGAGGGUAUACAACCAACAGCCAGCCCACGGACAGCGUGGAGAUGAUCAACCUUAGAACUGACUCUAACCACUGGAAGCUGGUGGCGCCCAUGCUGAACAAGAGAGUAUCUUUCGGUGUUGUUGAACUCAAUGGUUGUAUUUAUGCUAUCGGAGGCUGGGACGGACAGAAUAUAGUGAAAAGUAUUGAAAAAUUCGACCCUAACACGGGAAAGUGGACUCAUGUCACAGACUACAUAAAUAUGAGGAUGAAGUUCGGAGUAGCUGCAAUGGAUGGCAAGAUAUUUAUAGUCGGAGGAUGUCUGCAAACCUAUGAUACCUGUUACACCUCGGAGUACUACGAUUUAGAGAAAGAUUUAUGGACGAGUAUACCGGAGCCUAAACAUGCAAGAUCCAACCCUGUCCUAAUCCCAUACAGGGGUAAACUUUACCUCUUUGGCGGAGAAGGAACCUCCCAGGGUGCUGUAGAAUGUUUUGAUUUCCAUUCUAAACAUUGGACAGUUCUUCAGACCAAGGUCAAGCAAUUCAUCAAUGGUGGAUACACAGGUUGCUUGGUGGAUAAACCCUGGGACUGGGAUGAAGUACAGAUAAACCAACUGAAGGCGAGACAAAAUAUUAAGAAGAUGUUGGUCGGACACGGUCUUAAUGUCGUCCAGAAUAUGGCCGCCGGAUACUAUGAUGCGUCAUCAUCUUAACCCUGACACAGGAGACGCUGAGCAGUGAGCAUCACUCAAGAAAAUUAUAACUUUAAUUUUCUCAAGUUUCUCGAUAUAGUUAUUUAAAAGGAGUGUUAGUGUAAAAUGAAAGGGUGUGUGGGUCGAUAUCUAAUUUUAUUAGCAAUAGAUUAAUAACGUUAAUAAUAUUUGAUACUAAACCGUUCUUGUCUUGCACAUCUAAUCUAAGGUUAAUACACAAUUGUAUAAAUUUGAUUCUCUUUACUCUUUAUUUUCUUCUGAAGGACCUAUUUAGAAAUCAACCUCUAUGCCCCUAUUUGUUUUUGUUUAACACUCCCCAUUAGAAACUUUGUUUACGGGUCUCUAUCAUGUAUGUAUUUGUUUACGGGUCUGUAUCAUGUAUGUAUUUGUUUACAGGUCUGUAUCAUGUAUGUAUUUAUUUACGGGUCUGUAUCAUGUAUGUAUUUGUUUACAGGUCUGUAUCAUGUAUGUAUUUGUUUACAGGUCUGCAUCAUGUAUGUAUUUGUUUACGGGUAUGCAUCAUGUAUGUAUUAACCCAAGUAAUCUCUAAUUUGCAUUGUUUUUACCGACAAAUCUACUCUCAAUGUAGUAAUUAAAAACUUUUUUAAAAAAUAUUUUUUUCUCUUUAUCUCUCAACACAAAAGCAUUUUGACAUGUCGAUGUUACUCUUGUCUAUU